Messenger RNA from Protopterus annectens (West African lungfish), 3398 nucleotides. RefSeq names its product aryl hydrocarbon receptor nuclear translocator (gene ARNT). The record is from RefSeq and is a predicted model, not a curated record. Gene Ontology annotation, biological process: regulation of transcription by RNA polymerase II. NCBI's taxonomy places the organism in Eukaryota, Metazoa, Chordata, Ceratodontiformes, Protopteridae. Gene Ontology annotation, cellular component: cytoplasm; nucleus; aryl hydrocarbon receptor complex. The coding region runs from base 264 to 2555 and encodes 763 amino acids. Gene Ontology annotation, molecular function: protein dimerization activity; DNA-binding transcription factor activity, RNA polymerase II-specific; RNA polymerase II cis-regulatory region sequence-specific DNA binding. The transcript has 21 exons.
GUUUUACGUCAAACGUGUCGCCAUGUUGCAUAAGUUCCAAUAUUAGUGUCAUUUGUGUGUUUAUGUUUAUGUGUGUUUUCUGUUUUCAACUUUUAUUUAUUUUUACGGAAUGCUGAUUAAUGUGAUGGUUGAUUUUUAGGAUAUUCAACUACCACUGGAUUAUUUAUUCUAAUUCGAGCUGUCAUCUUUGGUUGCCAUACAUCGGAAAGCUUUGGUUUAUACCCAGGAACAAAAAGUCUACUUGCUAGUGCAAACUUAAAAGAAUGGCCUCAGACAUUCCUUCCCUGGGUGCAUCAGUUGCACCUGGAAAUCCUGGAACAGGAGUUCAGGCGGGUGGGGUCAUUUUAUCACAGAGACCAAAUAAGAGACGCUCAGGGAUGGACUUCGAUGAUGAUAUGGAUGAAAAUAAGUUUUUAAGAAGUGAUGAUGAUGCAACAACAAACGACAAAGAACGGUUUGCAAGGGAGAACCACAGUGAGAUUGAACGACGACGCAGGAACAAGAUGACAGCGUACAUAACAGAACUAUCUGACAUGGUGCCUACAUGCAGUGCUCUAGCACGUAAACCAGACAAACUCACCAUUCUGCGCAUGGCUGUAUCGCACAUGAAAUCACUGAGGGGUACUGGAAAUACUUCCACUGAUGGCACCUAUAAGCCUUCCUUCCUCACUGACCAGGAACUGAAGCACUUAAUUCUCGAAGCAGCAGAUGGAUUCUUAUUUGUGGUAUCCUGUGAGACUGGACGGAUAGUGUACGUUUCUGAUUCUGUCACCUCUGUAUUAAAUCAGCCUCAGUCAGAGUGGUUUGGCAGCACUCUCUAUAACCAGGUUCACCCAGAUGAUGUAGAGAAACUUCGUGAACAACUUUCAACAUCAGAAAAUACUUUAACAGGGCGAAUACUGGAUCUGAAGACUGGAACAGUGAAGAAAGAAGGGCAGCAGUCCUCUAUGAGAAUGUGUAUGGGUUCAAGGAGGUCUUUCAUUUGCAGAAUGAGGUGUGGCAGUGCUCAGGUUGAUCCUGUUUCUAUGAACAGACUCAGCUUCUUGAGGAACCGAUGCAGGAAUGGUCUUGGUCCAGGGAAAGAUGGAGAAAUUCAAUAUGUUGUAGUCCAUUGCACAGGCUAUAUUAAGGCUUGGCCUCCUGCAGGUGUAAGUUUACCUGAUGAUGAACCUGAUACUGGCCAAGGAAACAAGUUCUGCUUAGUGGCUAUUGGCAGGUUGCAGGUUACCAGUUCUCCAAAUUGCACAGAUCUUGACAGUGCCUCUGCACCAGUCGAGUUCAUCUCACGACACAACCGUGAUGGGCUUUUCACAUUUGUGGAUCACCGUUGUCUUGCUACCGUGGGGUAUCAACCACAGGAGCUGUUGGGGAAAAGCAUUAUGGAUUUUGCUCAUCCAGAAGAUCAAAGGCUAUUGCGGGACAGUUUUCAAGAUCUGCUGAAACUGAAAGGCCAGGUUUUGUCUGUGAUGUAUCGGUUCCGGUCCAAGAAUCGUGACUGGAUGUGGAUGAGGACAAGCUCAUUUACCUUUCAGAAUCCAUUUUCAGAUGAGAUUGAGUACAUUAUCUGCACCAACACCAAUGUCAAGAACUCCAGUCAAGAACCACAGGCAGCUCUGGCUAAUGCCAUGCAGGUGCCACAGCUAGGGCCAAAUGUCAGUCUUCCCCUGGAGAUGAGCCCAGGGCAACUGGCACCCAGGCAACUGCAGCAGCAGCAACAGCAGCAAACAGAGAUGGAAGCAGUUCAGGGACAGGAUACAGUAUCAGGAUAUGACCACUCACAGGUUCCUGUUCAGCCAGUAACUGUAGCUGGCACAGAACACAGCAAGGUGAUGGACAAAGCUGACCCUUUGUUUGUGCCUGAGAGAGAUCCUCGAUUCACUGAAAUCUUUACUGGAAUUAAUGCUGCAGAUCAGAACAAGGCGAUUCCAUCCAGCUCAGUUUCAGGGAACCAGACGAUAUUUCCCCAGGGAAACCCUUUCCCAACCACACGCCCUGGCGAGAACUUCAGGAGUAAUGGCAUUGUACCUCCAGUAAGUAUUAUACAGCAGUCUCUACCUACAGGACAAGUCUUGAACAAUAUCUCCCGACCAGCCACAGUUACAGGAGCCAAUUGGACAGCAGGAUCACGACCGUCCUUCAGUGCACAGGUUGUAUCACAAACUGCUCAGAAAACGCAACCACCUUCAUAUGGAAUAGGUAACUUCCAGAACAACCCUCCAUCCUUUAACCCUUUGACUGCUAAUGCAUCAACUACUUCAACAGCAGCAACAUCUGCAUAUUCAAAUCUUGCAGCUCGCAAUGCAAACUUUGCUGCCGAAAGUGGACAGCCCAAUGCACAGUUCCAAUCCCGACAGGCAGAAGGAGUUGGAGUUUGGCCUCAGUGGCAGGGUCAGCAACAUCAUACUCGAAGUACUGCUGAACAGCAUGUCCAGCAACAGCAGCAGAACCAGCCAGAGGUUUUUCAAGAAAUGCUGUCAAUUCUGGGAGAACAAGGGCCUAGUUACAACAGUGAGGAAUUUCCGGACAUAAACAUGUUCCCUUCUUUUCAAGAAUAAACAUACUCAUAACAAAGUGUCUGAUGAAAAGUACAUUUUAUAGGACUGCUGAAAACUUUUUUAUUGGUACCUGUACUUUGAACUGAAAGCAGAUGAAAUUAAGGUUGCUGUUGUUGACCUGGCAUUUUGCAUCAGAAGCUGCCUUAAAUCUGCAACUUAUUUGUACUACUUUGAAGACAAAGUGCCAAGUCCUGUGCUGUGUACAGUUUAAAUGUAGCCCUUCAAGUUAGGAAGUGCCACAUUGUUUCCUGAGUUAUGAAGACAGUAUGUAAAGAAUAAUCACUAAAAUGGAGCUGGACGGUAUCAUGUAGUUUCAUGAAGACAUGGCAUUUUUCAUAGAAAGGGUUUAUUAUGAUUCUUAAUUAAAGUCACAUUACCAGCUGUAGCAUACUGAUUCUGUCUCAUUAACAUUUGCUUUUUUACAUCUUUUUCCUACUAAAGCAGGCAUCAUUCUUUUUUGCCACCAGAUUAAUCCUGUUAUUUUACAGCUUGUUGUUGAAGGCUUGCUCUUGGCUUUAUUGUGUCCUGCUGCUUGUGAUUAAGGAUUCUUAUAAAAAAUAGUAUUGAAAAAUACUGUGCAAUGUUGUGGAAGCACAUAAGCUCUAAUCUGAUGGGAUGAGCUUCUCAUAUUGGAUGAAGCCUCUUUACACUUUUGUGAGCAGUUUGGAGGCAGCACUGGAACAAGAUGAACACUGCUUCUGUCACCCACAGGAUGUAAUUUCUGAGCCAAGUUUGCAGCUAUAUCCUCAUACCAAAAUUGUAACUGUUUUAUGUCGUAUAUUUGUUUUUUCAUGCUAUCAGUAUUGUCCUCAUGUGCGUUUCAUAAAAUCUGCUUUAAUGGGA